Messenger RNA from Ceutorhynchus assimilis (cabbage seed weevil), 6126 nucleotides. Lineage: Eukaryota; Metazoa; Arthropoda; Insecta; Coleoptera; Curculionidae. The record is from the annotation of a GenBank genome assembly.
AUGGAUGUGUCUUUUACAAACGUAUUGGAGGGGGCGCGUCAAUAUUUUCAGGGGCUACCGUCAGCGAGCGCGGCGGACGGCCCCUAUUUCCAGCAAAGCGUGCCGCAAGAACGACCGUCGAGCCAGCUGCAACAAAUCAACCAUCAACAACAAAACAUCCAUCAGCAACAGCCAAGCAACCAUCAGCAACAGCAGAGCAAUCAACAGCAGCAACAAAUCAACCACCAUCAACAGCAAAGUAAUUAUCAGCAACAGCAGAGCAAUCAACAACAGAUCAACCAUCAGCAGCAGCAACAGACCUAUUACCAGCAAAAUAAUGAUCCGUAUUCGGCUAGUAUGGCACCAGCAGCGGCCACAGGAUCUGUCAACCAUUGGAUUCAGCAACAUAGUCCCUCGGAAGCGAAUAGGCCACCUCCAAGGGAAAGAACUCCAGUUCAACGACCACCAUCGUCGCACAGUUCUGCGAGUUCACGACCCCCAUCCCAUUCAUCCCAGUACCAAGACGUUUCACGACAAUAUUCAAGUCCGUACCCACCGCAAGGGCCGGACCUGCAACCUACCGCUCACAUGCCGCAAGCCUCGUUUCAAUUCUCGAGACCCCAAUCACGAGAUUUACUUUCAAGUCACCAACAGCAACAGCAUAAUGUUACCAAUUCAACAUAUCAUCAACCAGUCUCGCCACAGAUACCCAGGCCAUCAUCCAGGGAACAGUUAAUAUCAACAAGGCAAUCUUACCAGCACACAUCGUCAGCUAGUUAUAGCCAAAACCAAUAUAGCUAUCAUCAGUCUCGACCGAAUUAUGCUACUCCGCAACCCCAAUCAGUAACAGCCAAAUCCACUAACAGUUACCUUCCUCCUCAAGUUCCACAAGCUUCCCAACAACAAACGUAUUAUAAACAUAGUAUGCCAAGUAUGUCAAUGAAGCAAACUAGCUAUCAACUGGAAGGACGAGAAGCAACUAUUCAAAGUAAUAACACUCAAAGUAAUGGUCAAUAUCAAACUCCAACUAGUAACGAAAAGGCUUAUAAGACUACUCACAAUCUUCCUCCUAUUGCAAGCUAUCGUCCUACGAAAAUUUCAAAUUCUGCUAAAUCUGUUCUACCUCGCGCCAAAGUACCUUCAUCAACAUCUUUUGCAACAAGUAUAUCUCAACCUCCAACGCAUCCUUCAACAAUUCAGCACAGUAAAGUUAGAUCUGACCCCUACUCCCAGGCACCAAAUACCCACCAUACCAUGUAUAAUCCUGCUAAUAGCCAAAAACUAAAUCAGCAAGUAACAACUGUAAUUACACAAACAUAUACCAAUGUUAUAAUGACACCAUCGAAUUCCACUAACUACAACAGUUCUAGUAAUCAAAAUCCUCCUAUGACGUAUCAAAGAACUAAACUGGAAAAUGUACAAAAUAUGCCUAAUAGUCAGCCAAUUCAAAAUAUGAAUUAUCCAAAACAAAAUCCAAUAGACAAUAGAACAAAUACGGUACUAAAUAUGUCGAAUACCUCUGUUAUUAAGCAAAGAAAAGAAAGUCCAUUGGAUUUAUCAGUCAAAACUGUACGAACGACAGCUGACUCUACUGAAAAUGAAGCAGCAAAAAUGAAAUAUGGACAAAAUAAAUUGCAAAACGUAGUCGCGAGUCAUAAUUACCCUACAUUAGAUAUUGAAAGAAGCUUCAAUCAAAGAUCUCAGUUAUCAACUGCCACAGCACCCAAAGUGGAAUUCCAUCCUAAUUUUAAUCUAUCUUCGAGACAUUCCAGUUGGAAUCCCCCUAGAGCCACAGAGGAUUCUGGACAAAAUCGCAUUUCUCAAGAAACACCUCCAGCACGUGCCAGCUCUAAAUACAAUAGUAAACAAAUGGUUUAUCACCAACUUACACCCCCAAAUAGCCGAUAUCCUAGUAUGCCAGACCAAUACUACCAAACAAAUACUCAAAAGCCUAAUGAUUACAAUGGUGGUACUCAAAAAUUGUUACAAACAUAUCCAUAUGAGGCACGCGAGCUAACAGCGAAACGGCCAGGUCAGGUAGAAUCUCCAGCGAUUCCAAACAAAAUAGCUAAGGUAGAAAAUUGGCGGGAAUCUAUCAACCUUCAAAUUGAAGAAAAGUUACAAUCACAUUACAAACAACAAAUACAAGGUCAGCAGCCCUCGCACCCACAGCGUGUGCAACAGGUGCAACAGCAGCAUAAAGCCAUUGAAGAACCUAAAACUGUUUUAGUUAAUGGAAGUUAUUCUCAUGUUAACCCAAACCACAUGUACAACUAUCCAAAAUAUAGCCAACCAAAUCAACAAGCAGCUUAUAGUUUACCCAAUGAUCCUUACCAACAUAUAAAGUAUAGCCAAAGUUAUGUGCCUUCAUCUGUAAAUCAUCAUUAUCCUUCUUAUUAUAAUGCUCCCAAUAAACAAACUCAAAACCUGUAUGCAAACCCUGCUGCUGCAAGGCCUAAUAAUUCAAGUCCUUCCUUGUUAAAUAUGGUCAAGCCUAGCGCGGCUGCUGGCGCAGAUAAAAGAGUUUUAAGUCUGCUUAGGAAUAGUAUUGAAAUUAAAGAACAAAAGAAAAUAGAACAACAAAAAUCAUUGGAUGUUCCUAUUAGUCAUAGAACUGACAUACAGCAUCCUAGUAUGGAUGUUACAGCUCCAUUGCAACCUAAACCUGGCAUUGAUAGGAAUAAUAUUUCUCCUUUUACUCCCAUUAGUGUACCUGAUCCAAAUAUAUGCAAAAUGCCACCAAAAAUUAUAACAUCUGAAGAACCACGUAUAAUCCAAGACAUUGGCCUAAUUAACAAGGCCCAUAACGAUGAAAAUACGGUUAUUAUGCAUAAUAAUGCAAAUAAUGAUUAUGAUGGCUUAGCAGCCUUUUUGGCGGCUCGAAUUCGAACCAAAGGAGAACUCAAGGAGGUUUCGCAUACACAAAAUGCGAAUAAUAACGCGGCUCGUGAUGCUAGAAUACAAGCAUUUUUAGAAGACACAAUUAAAUCGCCAAACAGACCAAAUAUGCUAAUUUCGAGUUCUUCCAGCCUCUCUAGUACAAAUGCAAGUCCACCCAAAUUACUAAAAGAAAGACAAGGUGCUUUCGCACCAAGAAAGAGAUUGUUUAGCCGAAAUGAGGAAGAUAUUGCAAAGCACGAGGGUCCUUUGAGGGAGAAAUCAACAUUGAGAAGUUCGUCAGAAACGUCCGUUUUUGAUUUUCCAGAUUCUGAGGAUGAAAAUGAAAUGCCUGUGCUAGAAAGGCAGACUUUGGAUGCAAUGAGAAAAGAUCGGCGAAAUUCAUUAAAACAAUCUUCUGCGCCUCUGCUUUCGUUAGAUGCAGAUGUAAAAAUAGAGGCGUUUGAGUCAUCUUCUAGAGCCCCUAGCCCUGAUGAUGAUAUAUUCGGAUCAAUCUGUGAUAAAUUUGUGGAACAAUUGAAAUGCAAACCUACAAGAAGAGUGAAGAGGAUAACAGAAUCGAAACUAGAUAUAAAAACAGAACCACCUGAACUAUCAACUGACUUGCAACUGCCGCCUCCAGAUAUUAAAAUCAAAAUUGAACCUGUAGAAGAGGGAUCUUCGGCUGUGGCAAAACAAGUUAAUAUUCCAAAAGACACAAAUUGUCCUUUGGAGACUGCCAAUAGUAAGUCUGAUGGUAUGGAAAAAUCUAAUAGUAGUCUAAUUGAGACAAUCCUCAAAAAUGAUAGUGAGUCGGAUAGUGAAAAUAAGUCAGGUUCAAUAGCUAAACAUAAACAUCGAGUGAAACGCAGAAUUUUAUCUUCAAGUGAUAGCAAUAAUGGAGUUAAAUCAACAGCUGUAGAGGACGAAAAGGGGGACAAUGAACAAAAAACUAGUCAUAUUGUUGAAGGUAAAAGCGAAGAGACAACAAAAGAUAAAGAUUCAAGUAAAGAUGAGACAGCAGAUUCAAAAAUCAGGUCUGAGAAACCGGAAAAAGUUGAAGCUGAAGCUUCAAAAACUGCUAAAGAAUCUAUCGACAGCCCCUCUAAAGAGUCUGAUUUGGUGGGUGGGAUAAAGCCAGUAAAAAAGCCGAAUUUCGGAGAUGGUUCGCAUUUUUAUCCAGGAUGGGAAGAAGGUGUUUAUAAGUAUAAAAAAUCGUUAAGAAUGCCGCCUAGUUUAAUACAUCUUACAAGGCCACCAAUGAGAUUAUCGACUUCAUUGCCUGAUCUAGAUCCGUAUCCUCAGUCCCCUACCACAUCAAUAAUAACCGAUGCAGAAUCAACCACUGACAAUAAAAAACUUUUGAAAAAAUUCAAAUCCGAACCUGUCGAUAGCGAUAGUGAAAGUACAAGUAGCUUUAAUGUGUUUAGUAGAAAGACUAAUUAUGAUUCUGAGGGUUCUUCCUCAAUUAAAAGCCUUCCAAAUACGAGGAAAGAGAAUUCGUCUAUUUUAGAUAAAUUAUUAGAAAAGUGUGGUGGCAGAAAAAAGAGAAAAAACAAAAAAAAAGAUGAUCAUACAUUAAAAAUUGUACAAAAAGCAGAUAAUAUUGUUGAACUUUUACCAACACCAACUCCUGGUAUAGCAGUUGCAAGUAAAUCGCCAGAAAAAUCAAAAGGACUUACUUCUCCAGUUAUUAAUGCUAAAUCUGCUGUUCUAUCUUUUAGAAAGGACACUGUAAGCAAUUUCAAGGAUGCUUUUAUAAAUGGCGGGAACAAUUUACUUGCAGUUCAUGAUAAAUUUACAACUAUAGUUUUAUCAUCAAGAACCAGAAAAGAAACAAGAGCAAUGAAACAAAGAGCUACAAUCAAAGAAGUAUUUGGAGAAGAUCGACCUGCAUCAGCUCCACCAAGUUGUGUUAACGAUAUGGAGGAAUCCCAAAAGUUAUUUAAUACACCUGAACCAUUUUCCAAAAACUUGGAAGAAAUAUUAAUCAAAAAAGAAAAUGUAAAGGAAUUAAUUUUAACUGAGGAAAAAUCAAAUAUAAGUGAAAAAAUUAUACAGAAGGUGCAAGCAAAAGAACCAAUUACUAUAGAAAUUAAAAAAGAAAUUAUUGUUGAAGAUGAUGAUGAAAAUAAAAAACUUAGUGACUUGGUAAUUAAAAAAGACCCUGAUACUUUUUCUGAAACCAUGUCGUUAGACGACGAUGAUGCAGGACUGACUGGCAAACGGAAAUACAAAUACGGAAAAAUGAGAAGGAAAUUCAGCUCAGGAUUUGAUUACAUUAGAAAAAAGAAGAAAAUUAAGAAAGAAGAAACUGACACAAGUGUGGAAAGGAAAAAGAAACGGUCCCAGCCAGCUAAAGCUCCAGAAUCAAUCGACGAUAUACAGAAAGAAAUCAAAACUUGGGUGCUAAACAAAGGAAUUGGGGAAACGCAUUUACAUCGGGCUGCAAGAUUGGGAUAUGAGGAUAUCACUGCAUAUUGUUUGGAAAAAAUGCACUGUCCGCCUGGUCCCAAGGAUAAUGCAGGCUAUACUCCUUUGCACGAAGCUUGCGCUAGGGGCCACUUAGAAAUAGCAAAGUUGCUUUUGAAAUACGGUGCCAAUGUUCAUGAAUCUGCAAAGGGUGGAAUAAGGCCGCUGCACGAAGCUAUGGAAAAUGGAUUUGUGGAGAUUGUGAGACUGUUGCUAGCUUAUGGCGCUGAUCCAGUUCUGGCUACGUAUGCUGGUUCAACACCCUUAUCUUUGGCUACUGAUGAUAAUGCUAAAACGUUACUCAAGGGCCAUUUGACUGAUAGAGAUGGAGAAUGUGGAUCGCCUUGGCAUUUCAAUGGACCAGCAUCAUGUUUUGAUCCAGAAGAAUCAGGAUAUGACGUGCUGCACCACACACCACAAGAGAACUCCGAAGCGGAGCUUGAAGACAUCGAAAUCGAAAUGUCAGAAGCUCUUCUACCCAACCUCUACAGUUUACGGGGUGAUCCCCCUACAGAACGAUGGAUUCUAUUGCAAGAUUUAUCAAACUGCCUCAAAAUCAAAUCACGCGACGCGUUAUUGAAACAACUUGCGCCUCCUACAUCAACAGUACAAAAAUCAAAUAAAAACUUGAUUAGGGAACUUAAAAUGUCGGACUUUUUGGAGCAAGCGCAUUGUUGCCAGUUUUUAAAUAUGGGUGAGAAAAUAAACGCGAGAGCAUCGAAGAUAGCUCUAGUGAAAUAUACGGACAGAGUGAAAGAACUGUUAGGUAUUGAAAUGGCCUCUAUAACGGCUAGGUGA